GAGGAAAGCUAUUUCCGCGCGGUAACUUGAAGCAAUGCUCUUACGGACAGUACUAGGAGGUACUCGAUUUUUGCUGGCAGCUCGUGAAGGAAAUUCUUCGGGCCAGCAAUGUUUCAGGUGGUGGCAGCUCCUGCAGAAACGGGCACAACACAGUGCAGUUUCAGAAGCAGCUUCACAUUCCAGAGUGGCAGUACCACCUGUACCCAAUGCUGUGACAGACCGAACAAUAGGACGUUGGCUCAUAAUCUGCAGUGGUACUGUGGCUGGAGCUGUGGUGCUCGGUGGCAUAACUAGGUUGACAGAAUCUGGGCUUUCAAUGGUUGACUGGCACUUAGUGCGGGAGAUGAAGCCUCCUCAAACACAGGAGGAAUGGGAGACAGAAUUCCUAAAGUAUCAGCAAUUUCCAGAGUUUAAAAUCCUGAACCAUGACAUGACACUGACAGAAUUCAAAUUCAUCUGGUACAUGGAGUACUCACAUCGUAUGUGGGGGCGACUUGUGGGGUUGGCUUAUAUCCUCCCAGCAGCCUACUUCUGGAGAAAGGGCUACUUGAGCCAAUCCUUGAAAGGUCAUGUCCUCGCCCUAUGUGGGCUUGUCUGCUUUCAGGGUCUUUUGGGCUGGUAUAUGGUCAAAAGUGGAUUAGAGGACAAGCCAGAUUCCUGUGAUAUCCCUCGGGUCAGUCAAUAUCGUUUAACUGCACAUCUGGGAUCUGCUCUUGUUCUUUACUGCUACAGCUUAUGGACUGGGCUAUCCUUGUUGCUACCACAACAUAAGCUACCUAAAAUCCAACAACUAUUACGCCUAAGAAAAUUUGCUUAUGGGACUUCAGGACUCAUCUUUCUCACUGCCCUCUCAGGAGCAUUUGUGGCUGGACUGGAUGCUGGUCUUGUAUAUAAUUCCUUUCCUAAGAUGGGAGAACGCUGGAUACCUGAUGAUCUCCUUGCUUUUUCCCCAAUGGCAAAGAAUAUAUUUGAGAAUCCCACAACAGUGCAGUUUGAUCACAGAAUCCUGGGCAUUUCCUCAGUUGCAGCCAUCACAACUCUCUAUCUACUUUCCAGGAAGAUCUCCCUCCCACGUAGAACAAGAAUGGCAUUUGCUUCCUUAUUGACUGUAGCAUAUCUUCAGGUCACCCUGGGUAUCAGCACAUUACUUCUGUAUGUCCCAACUCCUUUAGCAGCUACUCAUCAAUCAGGUUCUUUGAUGUUGCUCAGUAUGGCUGUGUGGCUAAUUCAUGAACUCAGAGGGAUUCCUAAAUAGUCUUAGCUCAAGCACUGAAGGUUCAGAAUUAAUACCUUUACAAUAUGAACCAUGCGAUCCUCUGCCUGGGAGCUGAAUUGAAGAAGAGGAGUGUAUAGAAAGCUACCUUGGCUUCAUUCAUGUGGAGAACACUGCUUCAAAAUAUUAUGAAUACAAACCAUCAUCUGUUUUGCUGGCCUUUUUCAUGUUAUAAAAUUACCGACACUAUAUCUGGCUAUUCCUCAUGUCCUUCAAUAGUUUAUUGAAGAUAUAACCACAAACAAUUUCAGUGGUGUCUAUCUUAAAUUCUAUAUAUAAAAGAUGACAUGAUGCGGAAUAGGAUUAUGGACCGAAUGUCUUUGAAAAUUUGGAAGUAUUUAUAUUAUGUGAAGGAUUGGGAAAUGCAGUUUAUAUUCUAAAUUCUAUACAAGUGUGUGCUUUCAUGUUUCUUUUAAUGGAAUCUUGUUCAUUUUUAAAUAUUAAAAUAUAUUAUGAGUUCUAAGUAAACAUCAUAAACGUAGCUUUUUUCAUCCACUUUUUUCAUGCAACCUAUUAAUAUGUUAAAAGAGAAAACCAUGUAAUUACAUUUUA
This is a messenger RNA of Protobothrops mucrosquamatus (brown spotted pit viper), 1825 nucleotides long. It is a transcript of the gene COX15, whose product is annotated as cytochrome c oxidase assembly protein COX15 homolog. The transcript has 9 exons. Gene Ontology annotation, molecular function: oxidoreductase activity, acting on NAD(P)H, heme protein as acceptor. Lineage: Eukaryota; Metazoa; Chordata; Lepidosauria; Squamata; Viperidae. The coding region runs from base 35 to 1255 and encodes 406 amino acids. The record is from RefSeq and is a predicted model, not a curated record. Gene Ontology annotation, biological process: heme A biosynthetic process. Gene Ontology annotation, cellular component: mitochondrial inner membrane.